AUGUCAGCUGUCAAUGACACCAAAUUCAGCUCUGCAGUGUUCCUUCUCAGCGGGAUACCUGGGCAGGAAGACAUCCAUCUCUGGAUCUCUAUCCCCUUCUGCUUAAUGUAUGUUAUUUCCAUAGUAGGAAAUUUGGUCAUUCUGUUCAUUAUAAAAACAGAUCCAGCCCUCCAUGAGCCCAUGUACAUUUUCCUUUCCAUGUUGGCCGUCGCGGACCUUGGCUUAUCCAUAGCCACCAUACCGACGAUACUGGGCAUAUACUUGUUUAACUCUAGGGAAAUCAGCCCUGAUGCAUGUUUUGCUCAGCUGUUCUUCAUCCACUCUCUUUCAUUCAUUGAAUCCUCUGUGCUCUUGUCGAUGGCCUUUGACCGCUUCAUCGCCAUCUGUGACCCUCUGAGAUAUGUUUCCAUCUUAACCCCACUGAGAAUAGCCAAGAUGGGACUGGUGCUUGUGCUAAGAGCGGUGGCCUUAGCAUUCCCACUCCCCUUUCUCCUGAAACGGUUCCGAUACUGUCAAGCCAAUGUCCUUUCCCAUUCCUACUGCCUGCACCAGGAGGUCAUGAAGUUGGCUUGUUCGGACAUCACAGUCAACAGUAUCUAUGGCUUGUUCAUAAUAGUCUCCACAGUGGGGCUGGACUCACUGCUCAUCCUGCUAUCUUACGUGAUGAUCCUCAAAACAGUGCUUAGCAUCACAUCCCACGCAGAGAGCCUCAGAGCCUUGAGCACCUGCAUCUCCCAUGUCUGCGCCGUCCUGAUCUUCUACAUUCCAGUGAUUGGUCUUUCUGUGAUACACAGAUUUGGGAACAGCUCUUCUCACUUCUUGCAGAUUCUCCUGGGCUAUGUCUACCUGCUGGUCCCACCACUGAUGAAUCCAAUCGUGUACAGUAUGAAAAGCAAACACCUUCGUGCAAGGAUAAUAAGGGUGUUCAGAGGUAAAGAAAGCAAUUCGUGAAUUUGGCCUGACUAGCACCUUUGUGCGUGGUCUCAUUGAAGGGAUGGGUACUGGGUACUCCCUAAUCCCUGAGGAUUGGAAAACGCUGCUGCGCAUGAUGUUGUCACCCAGUCAGUAUGUUAUUUGGCUUAGUGAGUAUCGGCAGAUGGCAGAACGCCAAGCUCAGGUACAUAGAGAGCGCGGUAUCAUUUAUGAGCAUUUGGCAGGGGAGGGCCCGUUUGCUACUAUUGAGAUGCAGUCUCAACUCCCUCAGGCUGUCUUCCCCAUUAUUUCCACCUGUGCCCAGCAUGCUUUCAAGA
Caretta caretta (loggerhead turtle) is the source of this 1250-nucleotide messenger RNA. Lineage: Eukaryota; Metazoa; Chordata; Testudines; Cheloniidae. The record is from RefSeq and is a predicted model, not a curated record.